CGCCUCAUUGUAAAGGAUCCGAAUUUUGAGUGAAUAUACUCUUACUUUGCAUUCUCUCUCUCUAAACUUCACAUAAUUUAAUAUAUUCGGUGGUUUAUAGCCAUCAAAUUGGUGCUUUCAUUGACGACAGAGAAACAUACUCGUGGGUUAACUCCCGGAAGCGAGAAUGGUGCAAACAAGGAGCAACAUCCCCACCACCAGCCACGUCGUCGGCGAGGAGAAUGGCCCGAGCAGCGGAAAUGGCACAGGAGGGAUUACCUCGGCUCUUGACGCGGUCCACGUACUGUUCGGUAUGGGGGUGACCGUGGAGCAACUCCAGACUGCCGUAGCAGCCCUCUCUGCCAUCGCGAGUGCCGAGUAUCGGCCUUCAAGCGCCUGGGGGGCGAGGAGACUCGUGUGUCGACUUUCGACACGCUCAAUCGCGGGCAAGCGGAGGCAUGCCGAGGAGUCAGCAACCUCUAACGCACGCUCGGCGAGGCCCGAGCGCACCGAUGGCCGACGGGACGAGCAGACUCAGCGUCGCCAAAGUCCCACGAGGACCCAGAAGACGAACCCGUCUCGCGCGCGAGAUUGCCGAGCUCAAGUGCCAAGUAGAGACGAGAACGCCCUACAGCCAACCCAUCCCGCGGACCGUGACCCCGUUCACUCCGAGGGUUAUGUCAGUUCCGCUGCCAGCGAACUUUUGGCCGUAGCAGAUCAAGGCCUACAGCGGAACGACGGACCCCCAAGAUCAUCUGUUCUAUGCCUCGAUGGAGGCGGCGGCAACCCUAGACGAGAGGACCAGGCCUUGGUGGCAAUGUUCCAAGCAGCCCUUCCUCGGGGAGAAGUGAGAAAGGAGCUUCGCAAGAAUCCUCCCCCCACGUACCAGGAAACCUUGGCGCGCGCUAAGUUCUUGGCGUUGAAGAAGUUCGAUGAUGCUCCCGACUCCGAGGUCGCACCGGCCAAGCGAGCUUCCGUGGACUCGAGAGAGGACGCAAAGAAAAGGAAGAAGAAAAAGGACUACACCGCGGGCCCCGGGAUGCCGUCGGCCGGAGUAUACUCCGUAGGGGCGCCCGUGGGGACGGGUCGAGAGCUGGCCCUCUCCCCGCUCCCUCAUAUGGAUACCUACGCGGUAUCCGGCGGCAGCAAAAGCUCAGUAAAUAUAAUGUACGAGAAGACAUUCCAAGACCUCAUCCUGAGUCGUAAGGACCUAAGGCUGGUGCGCACUCCCCUCUCCGGGUUCACGGGAGACUCCAUCGAGGCCGAAGGAGUCAUCACGGUGCCCGUGAUAGUAGGGGAUGGUGCGCACAAGGCCAAGUUGAAGAUGGAGUUCAUGUUUGUAAGCAUCAACUGCGCGCACAACAUGAUCCUAGGACAGCACGGCCUUGAGGACCUGGAGUGCGUGAUCUCCCCGUAUUACCUAUGCAUGAAGUUCCCCACCCCCUCGGGGAUCGAGGUGGCAAGGGGAGAUCAAAGGCUAGCCCGCUCGUGCUAUGUCCGGAACACGAAGAAGCUACCUAGAAAUGAGACGUUAGUUGUGCAUGCUCAGGAGGAAAUGAGGAAGCAGGAGAUGUGGCCGAAGGCUGAGCCCGCCGAAGAGGUCGAAGAGGUACAGCUCGACCCUCAUAUACCCGAGCAGAAGGUGAAGAUAGGGGCGAGCCUGACCGGAAACCUGCAGAAGCACUUGGUGGCUUUGCUCAACACCUUCAGCGCGAUCUUCGCAUGGGAACCCAGGGAUAUGCCAGGAGUGGAUCCUAAGGUUAUAUGCCAUCGGUUGGCGGUCAACCCGUGUCCAGGCCGGUGAGGCAGAAGAAGCGCUUCCUCUCGUCCGAGCGGAGGGAGUUUGUCGCCAAGGAAGUGGCUACCCUCUAGAGUAUUGGGC
Cuscuta campestris is the source of this 1861-nucleotide messenger RNA. Lineage: Eukaryota; Viridiplantae; Streptophyta; Magnoliopsida; Solanales; Convolvulaceae. The record is from the annotation of a GenBank genome assembly.